Molecule: messenger RNA, 12806 nt
Organism: Dufourea novaeangliae
Lineage: Eukaryota; Metazoa; Arthropoda; Insecta; Hymenoptera; Halictidae
Exons: 16
Coding region: 106-12027 (3973 amino acids)
Biological process (GO): regulation of DNA-templated transcription
Cellular component (GO): RSF complex
Source: RefSeq, a predicted model, not a curated record
CUCGACCAGCAGAGGCGGUUUCACGAAAAUGCGAUACGAGUUGUUAGGCCGCCUAGCGUAGUAUAUCGCCUAGCGGCGACGGGCCCAGAGAGAAGCGGCGGAAAAAUGGCGUCCGAUAACGAAGCCUCUUGCGCGAGUGACCCAAAUUUCGCUGUGAUCUGCUCGUUCCUCGAGUGCUUCGGCAAGUCCUGCGGCGUCGUUUAUCCUGAUAUCGCAUGCCUUCAAGAAAUGCUCGAGAACACGCAGGAUGUACCCCAACAGUUGAUCGAUCUACACAUCAAAUUGUUGCGUAAAACACGGAAAACAGUAUCACCAGAAAAGUGGGAACGAGCGCUGGUUAAGUUUUGCCAUACGUAUUCUAAUCAAGAUGGUUGGGAGCUUGAACGUUUUGGUUACAAAAAAGCCCGUACUGCUGUUAAGCUACGCUUACUCAAAGUCCUUUUGGAAACGCAAUUCGACUUGAAUCAAAAGUUUAAAAACGAGGUGAAUAAAUUGGCAGCUACUGAAUUACGCGUGGAGCCAUUAGGCAGAGACAAAUCUGGUUUGGCUUAUUGGUGUCAGCUCGACGAGGAGUGCAAUAUAAGGGUUUACAGAGAAGAUUUAGACGAGGAAAAUUGGGAACUUGUAGCUAAGGAUCGAGAGGGUGUUGUUAAUCUAAUAAGCACCUUAUCGAACGGCGAGAUUGGAGCUAUACCGAUCAAUGAAGAUAGUAACAGUUUAGAAAUUUCUGAGAAACCUAUUAUUGAUACGGGGCAAGUAACAACGUCGCCGAGUUUGGAGGACGAGGCUGUGCAAGAAAAUGGUGUCCACACUGAAGGUUUGGAAAACAAGGGAUUGGAAAAGAGUGGAGUUCAAGGUUGUGAGGCUGACAGAGAACAAGAUGAUGCCAAUGAAAUUGAUAAUGUUGAAGAAGACGGAGACGCCGAAGAUGAGGUGACAAACGAUGAAAGUUCGAAACAGAAUACAGAGGAAGAUGAUUCUCAGGAAACUAUACAAAAUCAAGUAAUAGAGUCAAGUUAUGUUCAGAUGCCUUCCUUAGUGGCAACAUCUUCGAAAGUUGUUAACGGUAAUGUUGAUACAUUACCAGAAAAAGGAACAACUGCAUCUCAAGCAAAGGAAAUGAACAUACCUCAAGUAACAGCAGCUACGCUCAGUACAUUCAGUGCUAAAACUAUAGAAUCAUAUAAAUCUGAAGAACCUAUAGCAGUAAGUAGUUCGAAAGUUGAUGCAGAAGAGUCAAUGCCUCUUAAAUCAAUUGAAACACCUGUUAUUACGUCUCCUCUUAAGUUGGUAAAUAUUGCCGAAAUCAAACAACUGCAUGAAGAGAAGGUGCAUUUUGGGAUAGCACCAAUUGGUACAGGGCUCAGCGUGAAGAAACAAGAAGAUUUAAUGGAACAAGUUGUGAAACCACUUGAUAAAUUAUUUAGCAAAAAUAAUCAUCCUUUCCCAUCCGCAGAUAUACCAACGACACAUAGUAAAUUAUCCGUGAAACCAAUUGAUCAGUUGGCUGCGAAUCUUGUCAGGAUACAAUCGGAGAAACUUGAAAAACCAAGCGGCGCGAAAUCGUUAGAGAAAAUAGCCGAAAAUUUGGCAAGAUCAGGUAGCAUUGUGGGAAGCGUAGCAAACGGAGGCGACGAUAGAUUACCACAAGAUUUCUGUGCAAGAAGUCAAACUGAGAAAGCUGAUGCGCUCAGAGGGCAUAGGGGUAUGGAUUUAUCUACAUCACCCAGAGGCUGGGAAACCGCUAAUGAACAACAUAGGCCGAUGGAUUUCUCUGGAAUGGAUUUAUCUAGUCGAAAAUUUAAUAAGAGUAUGGACUUACCCUCUCCCGGGUAUAGAACGCAAGAUUUCCAGCAUAGAGAAAUGGACCUCAGUACGAAAAAAUUGAACAAACCAGAUGUUACGAAUUUACCUUACGAUGCUCGGGCUGUGAUGAUGCGUAAUCAUGCGAUGGUAACGGACUUAAGUAAAAGGCAAAUGUCGUUUCCCGCUUACGACAUGUCGUCUACUCCGUACCAUAAUAACGCCAGAAUACCUACUAAAGAAGACCAUAGAUUACCAAAUUACACUAUACUUCCGGAUCCAAGUAAGAUAACAGCUUUAAGGAUGAACACAACACCGGUAAAACGUCCGAUGGAAGGAGACGAUAUGCAACAAGAACUUUUGAAGCGAAUGAGAGCUGACGUGAUACCGAUCAGAGGAUCUAUGGAUAAAAGACCAACGAUUGGUACUAACUGGAGGGACGAAGUUAGCGAAGCCAUCGAAGAACCAAUGAUGAUGAUUCAAGGCGAAGGUUCUGGCAGCGAUUGCGAUGCUGUGAAUCCUGGUCUCGGUGAGGCCGUAGAAGAACCCAUAAUUUUUUUUUACGGGGAAGGAUCGGGAGACGAUUGUGAAACAGGUAAUCCUGGCGAAGAUGCAUCGGCUGACAAUAAAGAAAGCAACGAAUCAAAAAACGAAGCUGACUCCGCUACUUCAUCUGUAUCGCCGAACAAAAGCUUAACCGAGGACAACACUGUCAACGAGGUGUCCCCUGGAUCACACGUAGCGAAUAAGAGUACCAUAAAGUUGAACAGAAAUUUUCCUCAGUCUAGUGAUAAUGUAAAGAGUAAUUGUCAAGUUGUAGGCUCUACGCAAGAAAAGCCAAAGUUCAAGCCAACAUUGGGUAUUCAGAUUAUACCUAGAAACAGUAGCAGUUCUGUUAAGAGGUUAUCGAGAUGGGAUGUCGGGAAGCCAGAUGAGAAGACAGAGUGCGACAGUAGUAUCAUAUCAAAUGAAAGAGACAUAUCAUCGAAGAGAAAUGAAACUGAAAAUGAAGAUUCUACUAGCGAGAAACAAGAUGUUAAUGUAGAUGGAAAUUCUGUAAAUAGCGAAGACGUAAGACUGCAGGAAAGGAAUAUUGAAGUGAAACAUACACAGGAAGAUGCAGGGGAUAGUUCUGCUGAACAGAAACAAAAUUCCACUGUUCAAGACUCUGUGCAAUGCGACUCGUCUAUAUCUUUAUGUCAGGCGGACACAUCCGAAGCGGUCGAUUCUUGCACAGAAGCAACACCUACAACACAUUCAACAAAUGAUAAAGAACUUGUACAAAAUACUUGUGACUCUGACAGUAUAGUUUCGCAAGAAACAGAUACUUCAGAAAAGGUGGACAAUGAAUGUAAAUCCGUAGCAUCACCACCGAGAUUUUUUUUUGGGCCUAAUUGUAUAUCCUAUACUUCUAGAACGGAAGUAUUUGAGUCGCAAUCCGACCAUACCGUUUCAACGACUAUCCAAUCGAAAUCGGACACAUUGCAGUACGAAUGUGUUUCUUCUUCGAAACCUGUCGAGGAUGUGAUUACUUCUUACAAAUCAGACGAUUUUGAUGUGACGCAAACGAAUAAUAAUUCGUUGAAAGUCAAAUUGUACACUCCCGAAUCAAACAUUUCGCUCUGCGAAGAUGAUAGUAAAGGUAAAAUGGAGCUGAUCGAAGGGCCAACUAAUACAUGGGAACACGCAGUUUCUUCGAAGUAUUCUGCGGAAGAGCAACACAGUGCAAUGUCGAAGACAGAGGCUAAUUCGCCGAAUUCCGAAGUGGCGUCGAAAUCGGCAAACACUUUGAAAUCCUCUGUUACCGACAGCAUUGUACAAGAUCCUAUUUCUAGUAGCGAAACCACAAUGGAUGAGUAUUCGGAAAGAACAGAAUCGUUAGAUGCAAUCUCACAACCUCACAGCACGAAUGAUUUGAGUAAAGAUGAUUCCGAUACAAAACUGGAAAGUACAAUUAUCAUACCAUCUGAAACACAAUGUGGUCUAGCUAUCGAGUCAACGCAGCAUGAAGCAUUAGAACAGGGAUGCAGUAUGCUUCAAGGACAAUUACAAAGCGAGAAGCCAGAUUUGGAAGACAGUACUAUGACAAUUUUAGAAACUUCAAGCUCUUGUUCCCAAGAUAAAGCUGACUGCAAAUCGUCUGAUUCGUUAACGUUUGAACAAAAAACGGAUUCAACGUCUGUUAACAGUUCUUGUUCAAGUUCACAGCUAGAAACGGGAUACGAUAAUAAUUGUUCGAGCAAAGCCGAUUGUUCCGCUGAUCAAGAAGUGGAUAGCUCGGCGGGCAAGGAGACAGAACGGAUCUUCGAGAAGGAAUUCGAUUUGCCUGAUGAGAAUUCUUGUAAACAGGUCGAAGAAACUGAUACUCUCUCAGAAUUAUUUAAUCAAGAGGAACGAUCAAUAGACACUGAUAAUGAAACAGGGAAGAACCAAGCUGGCUCCGAUGCAGACUCAGCAAGCAUUAAUUAUGACAAAGGAAGCGAGCAAAUCGAUGCGUUAGAGGACGCUAGUGCACAAGGCAACGUUUCAGGGAACGUCGAGGAAAUGAAGGAGAAUUUGCUAGUUGACUCAAUCAUGAAAAACUCUGUGCCUGAUAUUAAAACUGAUUUAGAUGCCGCGGACAGUUCUGCUGUUACUAGUUCAGAGUCGAUCGAACAAUAUAACAAAGACGCGUUAGUUCCUACAAUAAGUAGCUCGGAUGAUGCUUGCAUAGAAGACACUUCAUUGCACGAAAGUGUCGAAGUGCAAGCAGACUCUGAGAAAUCGUCCUUUAAAGAUGCGUGUCCUAUUUACAAUGUAUUACCGGAGAUAGUACCUGACACAAAUAAUAUUAAACCAUCCGAAUCUGACGCUGUUGAGAAUACGGAAGAAAUUAAUUUAUCUAAUUUAGUUGAAACUGCGAAUACAUUCGAGGAUGCUGCAUUGGAGAACCGAAGUUCCUGCGUCGAUGAAGAAACAAAUGGAGAUAGAAUUACGGACGGUAAAUCAUUGGAAUCCGAUGAAUCUACAAAAUUACACGACGAAAGUAUUUGUUCCAAUGAGACUUUGGUAUGUGAUAAGGAUGCUUUGUCUGAACACCGUUCAUCUACUACGGAAAAAAAUAAUCCACCGGACAUUGCUUCCCAAGAUGAAGAAAUUGAGAAUCGUAAUAUUGAAAUCGUUGCGAAGAAAUCUUCCGAUACUGCGAUAGAGUCUGCAAUUUCAGAAAAUGAUAACACGGAUCGGUGCAAAGCCGUUUUGAAUUCUACCGAAGAGAACGAUCAUGAAGAUAAGAAAGAAAAUUUAACCAGCACCGCCACUGAAGAUGUAAGUAAUACAGAAGAUGAAAAUAUUGUGAGAUCAGAAACGGAAGAACCGGAAGUCAGUAUAGAACCCAUAAAUCUCCAGGAAUCUGUAAGUGAAAGUAAGCCGUCUUUAGUUGCAAAUUAUGAGAGCUGUGAUUCCAGUGAUGGUAGCGAUGAUGUAUUCGAACCUGCAGCGGCUGAAUCGUCUGAAGCCGAAGAUAAUAUUUUCAAUGACUUAGAAGAUACUACUGUCGAUGAAAAGCAAAUCGAGAAAGGAAAUCUCGAAGAACCAAGUCCGAAGAGUGAAAUAUUGCCUAAUGAAGCACAAAGUCCAUUCACUAAUGAUCCGCAGUUAGGGUUAUCAACAGGAAGUGACAUUGGAAAUAUUGUUAAAGAAGACGUUGAACAGACAGAAGAACAGAAAAAUAAUGAUGAAGGAAUGAAAGAAAAAAGCCAAAAUCGUGAUUUAGUUCAACAUGAUUUGAAUGAUAAAUCAAUUGUAUCAAUCAAUGAACAUAAAACUAUAGGUAGCUCGAAAGAACGCGAUACUACUGUAUUCACGAAAAUUGAUGCGUUUCCAACUUCUUCUGAAACUGACGUUAAAAGUGUGCAUAAUGAAGUAAAUAAAGAAUGUAUCAACUCAACAUUAACCAAAACAAACAAUUUGUUGGAUACUGUGAAAGUUGUAGAAGAAAAUAAAAGUAUGGUUUCUAUUACGGACAAAAUGGGAAACUUGGUUCCUGAAGAAGAAGCUGAUGUUAAACUUGAAGUAAGCUCUGUAAAUGAAAUUAAAACGUCUGAGUUAACUAAAGAAGUGAAUGAAUCUAAUGAUGCUAACGAUCAAGUGACUCAUGGAAAUUUAAAAGGGCAACACUUGAAAGCAGUAGAAGAGAAAUUGGUGACAAGUCUAGAUAAUGAUAUUAAAUUCAUCAAAAACGAAGAAACUAAACACGUAGCAGAGGAAUUGCAAACCGUGGAAUCAUAUAAAAAAAUCAAAGAACUGUCGGAAUUCAGCGAUAAAGAGAAGAAAUUCGAUGUGAAUUUGUUCGAUGAAAGUCAUUUAAAUAAAGAAUUAUCAGAAGUCGAUGCAUCUAUUCACCCAGUACCAAAUAAAUUUGACAAUAUAUCUUCAGGUAUAGAUAAAUCAGAGGUAUGUAAAAAUAGUAUUUCAGCUAUAUCGGAAGACUUCAAACCUAUGGAUAACUUACAGUUCGUAAAUUUUGUGUCUGAAAAAUCUGAAAACUUGAAUAUUCUGGAGAACCAUGAAAAAUUUACUGAAUCCCUCCAUGCCAUAAAUAAAUCUGUGGGCCCCCUCCCUGAGAAUACUGCCCCGAAUGAAAAUGACAGCACAGCAAUCUUCAAUGUGCAGGAAGUAAAGCCAGGUGCAGUUGGUACAAAAUAUGAUUUCAAAAAUGAACCUAGUAAAAGGUUGAGCGAUGUUUCUGAUAUUCAAGAUGUUCCUCCAUUAAAAUCCAAACCACUGUGUCUAGAUUCUACCAAACAAGUAUUGGAGAAUUUAACGAUCUCCAAAAUGCAAUUGGAGAAAAAUUCGGAUAGUUCUAAACAGAUAGACGUACCAGUAAAUGAAGACAUAAUAUCCGAGACCAGUGUAACCCAAUUAACAAAAGAUGAUCCAAAUACAAUCCCUGCUGCCGUGCAUAAUGCAGCAAAUGAAGAUCAACAGAAGAGCAGUAUCGAAGGGGAAGAAAAAAAAGAAAGCUCAGAAAUUCAAAGUAUAGAUGUCAAAACGAUCACUUUGGUAUCGGAUGACUCUAUGGGACUGGAUAAUGAAAACAUAUUUAGUAAUACUCCUGAAGAAGUCGAUCCUUUGGCCUGUACCGAUGAUGAUACUUUAAAGAAAAUAGUCGAGAAUGAACCGACACCGAGUGUCACUGUGCCCAAGAUUGGUAUACGAGUUAAACCUGUGUCUGAACUGAUCUACGAAGGAUGGAAAUUAGAUACCACCGAGACUCCGAAGAUUUCCCGCAAGAGACGUAACAGUCGCCACGAGUCCAACUCAGAGGAUGGAGGAAAACAGGAGAACGAGGACAUGAUGGGAGGUAAAAGGAUAAGGUUGCGUGCAAGGCGUAUACCAGACAGACAGUUACGAAAAUCUGUGGAGGAGAGUCGAAUCGUAACGAUAAGCUCGGAGGACGAGACUGUAAAGUGUUCUCCCGCGAAACUGGAACAACAGGAAGCGAAGGAUGGCAGCGACGAUCAAAGUACCACCCCUCAUUCGAUUACAUUCGAACGGAAGGCAAGAGGUCGUCCUAGAGGAAGACGACGACGGGGUUACAGAGGAAACGCGCGUUCGACUCGGCCGAAAUACAAUGAAUUUCCGCGUAAUCAACCCCCAGAAAUAUCGCCCGAGGUUCAUCUUGAUGGAACGCCUACCACCAAUGAUUCGUUGAAUUUAACACCGAUUUCGCAGAAGAAACGGAAGAAAAGAAAAAUGGUACUGGGUCUUGAGGUAGGAAGAGACAUAAUCGAGGAACAGUCAGGUAUGAUGCAGAAUGAUCCACCGGUUAGACAGUCUAGAAGGAUAGCGCAACUGAAGAUCAAAGAGGAAGCAGCCAAAGGGAGAAACGAAGAGGAAGUUUUACAUGAGAAGAAAGAGAAAAAAGAUUCCACGGAGAAGAAGAAACGAAAAAAGCAGAAACCUGAAAGCGACGAAGAAGUGAUUAUGAAGGUGAUAGAAGUAGAAAAGAAGUCUAAGAAGAAACGUAGGAAAAGAAAGAAGAAGAAAAUGUUGUCCAAAUUUAAUGAAUCGAAUCCCUGGCAAAGUUCCUCGGGUUCUAGUAGUGACGAAGAAAUUGAGAACGACGAGGAAGAAGAUGAGGAAGAUGACAUGGAGAGUGAAGGAUCUUUGCUCUUCAAGAGUGAUCAUGAAUUUUCACCGGAAAGUGACCUUGAGAAAGAUCAAGAGUCUGAACCACUGAGGAGGGCCAGAACUGCCCAAAAAGCUCAGAGUGAUGUUGAAGAAGCAGAUGAUGAAUAUGCUUGUCAGAAAUGUGAAAAAGCAGAUCAUCCAGAAUGGAUACUUUUGUGUGAUUCUUGCGAUAAAGGUUGGCAUUGCUCUUGCCUCCGACCUGCACUCAUGCUUAUACCCGAGGGUGAUUGGUUCUGUCCUCCGUGUCAACAUAACCUACUAGUGGUUAAAUUACAAGAAAGUUUGAAAACGUACGAUCAACUGGCGAAGCGACACGAAAAUGAAGUAUUAAGGAAGAAAAGAUUAGCGUUUGUUGGCAUAAGUUUAGACAAUGUUCUUCACAAAAAUGAAUCCCCGCGCCAGAAAGAAUCGAAAACGUCCAGUCAGGAAUCUGACAAUGAAUCUUCAACUGCUUCCUCUUCCUCGAGUUCGGACACGUCGUCCAGCGACGAGAGCGAGCCUGUGUAUCAAUUACGCGAAAGGCGAAGUGCCAACACAUAUAAAUUCAACGACUAUGACGCCAUGAUUAAUGCCGCCAUUCAGGAUGAAGUGGAGGCAGUUCAAGGCGCCGGAAAUCAAGGAAGGGGAAAGGACAUAGCGACUAUAGUAAACGCGAAAAAAGAGGAAGCCGAGCUUCAUUUCAAGCAUGAAGAAUUGAACAUUGAGGAAACACAAGAGAGCAAGGAUAACAUUGAUAGGAAAUCUGAGAAAGAUAGCGACGAUGAUUACAAAGUCGGGGGAGACCAUGGUAUGGAGGAGGAGGAUGAAGAAGAAGAGCAUAAAGAAGUAGUGAAGAAAUUUUUAUCGCGUAAGAAACACCGGAAAUUGAAUAGUCUCGAUAUAAGUAGCGAGGAUGAUCCAGAAAGCGACGAAGACUUCAAGGGCACGAGCUCGGAGGAAGAAGAGGAUUUUGAUGAUCAUCUGACAUCAUCUGACGAGAGUACAUUCAACGAUGUAAAACGGCGCGGUAAAAAGGGAGACUCGCGAUCUGUACGAAGAAGUACCCGGGCGAGAACAAUGCGCUACGAAGAUGACUUCAUAAAUGACAGUGAUGAAAGUGACAGACCAAAAAGGAAGAAAUUUCGAUCUACCUGGGAUUCAGAUAACGAAGACAGUGAUAAUUCGUGGCGACAAAAAAAGAAAAAGAGUAAAACUACACCGACGUCUAGAUAUAGGUCAUUGUCAAAAACAAAGAGUAGAAAGAAAAAAAAGAGAAAACGUAUUAUCGAAUCUGAUAAUCAAAGUGAGAACGAGGACUCUAAUGAGGAGGCAACGAUUAUGCAAAAGUGCGAACCUGAACUGGAAGUAGAUAUCAAGCAUGUGGUAUCUGAAGAGGCGUUGGAUAUCAAAUUUGGUAUCACAAAUGAAAAUAAUGAAAAAAAAGACGUGUGUGAAACGAAAGAUCCAAAGUUGGAUGGAAUGAACACAGGUAUAUCUGAAACACCAGGGGUGUUGCCGGUGGCAGUGGUUACACACUAUAAGAAAAAGAAAGAAAACACGAUGAAAACAAAAAAGACCCCAACAAUUCGUAGAAAAAUUAUUUAUGGCGGUCUUCCGGACGAUAAUAAGCCAGGGGAAGAAGAAGUUUUAGGCAGACGAACUCGGGGAAGGAAAAUUAAUUAUCAAGAAGAAAUAGCAACGGACAGCGAAGAGGAAUUAAAGAAGGCACUGCGAAGAACCGGGGAAAGCGAAGAUGAGUUUGUAGUGAACGAAGGUGAAGAAAUAAACGAUGACGUUGAGAAAGACUCUGAUUCAGGGGACAUUUAUAAUCCUAAAAAAGAUGGCCACAAAUUAAAGAACAAGUCACCAAAAACCAGGAAGCCAAGGAAAAGCAAAAGUCCCGGAGGUAAACGAAAAACAAUGAAUGAUGGAACACCAAAACAGAGAAAAAAACCUGGCCCCAAGCCUGGUAGUAAGAAUAAAGCGCGAAAACAAAACUUUUUUGCUGGUUCAAUAAUUCAUAGACGAGACGACCAAGACGGAGAGAAAGACCUCAUGGCUAGUGUUAUGGACAAUCCUAUAGGUGAUAUAGACUCCAAAAUUGAUGACAAUCUGUCUGAAAACGUAGGAUUGUCUGCUACCACUAUGUCGGUGGCGGGUUCUUUUAGUGGAGACGUUCCAGAAGGUUCCCUAACAGGACUGGGCCCUGGUGAAUUGGCUGAUUUUGAUGACGAACAAGUAGAGCAGAUGAUGAUGGAGGAUGAAGAAUAUGGUCGACGACAGUUGGAGCUUGCAGCUAUUGAAAUAGCGAAAAAGAAAAAAAAAGAAGAACGCGAAGCUAAGAAGCUGGAGAAGGCACGUUUAAAAGCACUGGAAAUAUUGGCGGCAGAGAGGCAACGGGAUCCCAACGCACCAGAAGGAACUGACGGUGAAGUACCAAAAAAGAAGAAAAGGGGGCGCCGCAGCAAAGCUGAAAUCCUUGCAGAGCAAAUGCGCAGGGAUGGCGCCCCUUCUCUGAACGCUACCGUUUUGCCUACCAGUUUAUCUACUAGUUUACCUACCAGUUUACCUACCACUUUACCUACAACUUUACCGACCACUUUACCUACCACUUUACCAACCAGUUUACCUACCAGUUUACCAACCAGUUUAUCUACCAGCUUACCUACCAGUUUACCUAGCAGUUUGCCUACUAGUUUGUCUACCAGUUUGCCGCAGAACGUAACGAAUAGCAUGUCGCCCACCAUGACUCCUACUAUGUCAACGAUUAUGACGUCCGAUGCAGAGAGAUCAAGCGAAGGACACAUUUCCAUGAUGACGCCGGACGGACAACUCUUCAGUCCGGAUGGUUCCCCGAUGAAACCCAAAAGAAGAGGGCGCGGUAAAGGUAAAAAGACCCUAGCCUUGGAGGCAGCUAGAGCCGCUGAGGCAGCAGCCAAGGCUGCUGUUGAAGUUGGUCUAAUUGGCAUGGGCACCGACUCUAAUCCAGAGAUAAAACCUGGAGAUAUACCAAAUGUACUUCCUACACCAGGUAGCAGCACCUCUGGAUCGGCUCCGUCCACACCACCUGCCGGUGUAGUCACGACGCAGGGGCCGCCAUCUUCACAGACACCGACCCCCCAAACUGUCUACCCCACGUUACCGCCGAACAAUCAACAACAGUCUUCCGUAAUCACUAGAAUGCUCCAGUCUCAGCCUGUGUCGAGUAGUCCGCAGUCGUUCUCCGCUGCAGCCGCGGCGAUGGGACAUAAGUACUUCGGAGGACCGAACGGUGGAGGUCAGAUAAUGGGCGGACCUAGAACCGGUUACGAGAUGCAACCACGCGGAAGGAUCCCAUCGCCGUACAGACAAGCUGGCCAAACCACAAUGCCACCUCAUUUCGCGGCUGUAAGAUCAGGAACUCCACCCAUGAGGAUGAGAGUACCUGGUCCACAGAUGUAUCAUACGCCUCAUCAUCCAAUGGAUCCAUCCCCAUCGGGUGGUGGACCGAUAUCAAUUAACAACAGGGAUCGUAGUUCACCGCUCGGGCCGGGACCAGCGAUGAUCCCGCCAGCCGCUGGAAGCCCCCUAGCCAAAGGCGGUCCUACUCCUCCUCCACCUCCUCCAUACGUCCGUGGACCUCCUCCUUUGUCCAGGUUCGCGGACAAUCCGAUGGGUCCCAGGCAUCAAAUGCCCCCCUUCACGAAUGCUUCACCAGUCAAUCAUAAUAUGCAACAACCUUCACCACCUCCUAACCGACCACCCGGUAAUUUCUCACCGUACCAUCCUCCACCGCCCCCUAAUUACCAUUACGGUGCCUAUCCACCUCCACCGCCAAUGUCCACGGCUGACGAUGCGGCAGCGUAUCAAGGUUCUCCGUAUCCGGCGGACCAUUUUUCGUCCCCCGCAGAUAACCAACCGCCGAUCCAAGCACCGCCACCUCCCCAAGCGCCGCCGCCGCCGUCUCAGCAACAGACACAUCCGAACGAUGCUGGUGGUGGGAAUAAACAGUACGACGAGGAAGGUUCUGGCGAGUUCGGUGGUUUGGUAUCGUACUUUAGUAGCCAGAGAGAGGACGAUCUUGAUUCGUAGCAUGAGUGAGCUCUUGGCCAACCCUGAAUCGUUAGAUAGGAUGCGGUAUGAUGGAUGAUACAGAAGCGUGUUUUGACGGUCCAGGUAAGAUCGCAACUUUUGCUCGAGAGGGACAAGUACAAGAGAAACAUAAAAAAGGAGUUAGCGACGUGUAAUCUAAUCGUAAAUAAAACAAAAAAGUAGAUAUAUAUUAUAUACAUAUAAUAUAUGUGUCGGGGCAUUGGAAUGUUUGAAAUAUUGAAGAAAGAGAGUAUCGCAUAACCUUAACACAUUCGGAACGAUGUGUCCUACCGAUAGUCAUUCUACGAUAAUAAAAUAAGUGUCUGGUGGACAGAAUGGCUCUCCCGCUGUGAUUGAUAGAACCACCAGAUGUGUGGGUUACUGGUCAGAAUGACCGAUGAGUCAUUGUAUUACUUUAUCUUUUUUCUUUUCUUCUUUUUAUCAAAACAUGCACCUACGUAGCUGGUAACAAGACUAAACCCAGGAAAAAAAAUUACUACCAAGGAAAGAAAACGUUUCAGUGAAAUCAAAUUACAUGUUUAUUUAUGAAAAAUAACUUCGUGCUGAAUGUGUUAACAAUAACGAUGUACGUUCUAGCAUUAUUUUAUACUAACGCGUACUGUAAUAAUAUUUUAAAACGUAAGAUACACGCGUAGAGUUAGAAUCGUCUUCCUCUUCGACCUCUUAAGCAAACAGUUGUCUGAUGUCUACAAGUUUCAGAGAAGAAAAGAUAGAGAAAGAAAGAAAGAAUGAAAGAGAUAUAGAGUGUGUGAAAGGGA